Messenger RNA from Loxodonta africana (African savanna elephant), 8090 nucleotides. It is a transcript of the gene NSRP1, whose product is annotated as nuclear speckle splicing regulatory protein 1. The transcript has 7 exons. The record is from RefSeq and is a predicted model, not a curated record. Gene Ontology annotation, biological process: regulation of alternative mRNA splicing, via spliceosome. The coding region runs from base 307 to 1992 and encodes 561 amino acids. NCBI's taxonomy places the organism in Eukaryota, Metazoa, Chordata, Mammalia, Proboscidea, Elephantidae.
UGUCCUAUACGGUCGCCAUGAGUCGGAAUCGACUAGAUGGCAAUGGGUUUGGUUUGGUGGCCUAAAAUUUUGUCACUUUAUUUUUUCUUCCUUCCCCCUGAUUUCAAGACCGCUGGUCACUUUCUAAACAGAAUCGGAAGCCACAGUAUUCGCCUCCCAGAAGAGUGGAUGUAACACAGAUAAAAGACCGAAACGCAGAGCCGGGCUCCGGACCGCCCAAAACCGCGCGAGAGUUUACGUGACGACGUCAGCGUCUGCGUCCGCCUUACGUUUGCGUCGGCCACGUUCAGCGGAGACGGGAGCAAGAUGGCGAUUCCGGGCAGGCAGUAUGGGCUAAUUUUGCCAAAGAAAACACAGCAGUUGCACCCUGUUUUGCAAAAACCAUCAGUGUUUGGGAAUGAUUCUGAUGAUGAUGAUGAGACUUCUGUGAGUGAAAGCCUUCAGAGGGAAGCUGCUAAGAAGCAAGCAAUGAAACAGACGAAACUGGAAAUCCAAAAGGCCCUUGCAGAAGAUGCUACUGUGUAUGAAUAUGACAGUGUUUAUGAUGAAAUGCAGAAAAAAAAGGAAGAAAGUAAUCCUAAAUUGCUUUUGGGAAAAGACCGAAAGCCCAAGUAUAUUCACAACUUACUAAAAGCAGUUGAGAUCAGGAAAAAGGAGCAGGAAAAAAGAAUGGAAAAGAAAAUUCAGAGAGAACGAGAAAUGGAAAAGGGAGAAUUUGAUGAUAAAGAGGCAUUUGUGACCUCUGCCUAUAAGAAAAAACUGCAAGAGAGAGCUGAAGAGGAAGAAAGAGAAAAGAGGGCUGCUGCGCUCGAAGCACGUUUGGAUGUAACCAAGCAAAAAGAUCUCAGUGGAUUUUAUAGGCACCUAUUAAAUCAAGCAGUUGGUGAAGAGGAAGUUCCUAAAUGCAGCUUUCGUGAAGCCAGGUCUGGGAUAAAGGAAGAGAAAUCAAGAGGUUACUCCGAUGAAGUAGGUUUGGAGAACAGAAUACCACAUGAGAAAUGCAUUCUCCAAACUGGUAUGAAGGCAGAGGAAAACCCAGAUGCAGACAGCGACUUUGAUUCUAAGAGCAGCGAGGAUGAUGACAUUGAAGAAAAUAAUAAAGUGAACUGCAGAAGGAAAAAAGGCACAGAAUCCUCUGAGAAUAACCCUAAGCAUCACAGGAAUCAAACCUGCUCACGGUCAUCUAGUGAAGAAAGAGGACACAGUAGCAGACACCACACAAAAAGUUCCAAGUCAAGAGGACAUGAGAAAAGAGAAGAUGAGCAUCAAGACAGACAAUCCAGGGACCAGGAGAACUAUUACACUGACCGCGAUUAUCGAAAAGAAAAGGAUUCCCAUAGGCACAGAGGGGCCAGUCAUAGAGAUUCCCACUGGAAGAGGCAUGAAAAAGAAGAUAAACCAAGGGGAAGAGACCACAGAGAAAGAGACAGAAAUGACAGAGAAUGGAAAAGGGAGAAAGAUAGGGAGAAAUAUAUCCCAAGAGAACAAGAAAGAGAUAGACAAUCACAUGAACAGGACCGACACAGUGAGAAAGGGGGAGAGAAGGAAGAGAAAAACAAAGCAAAGGAAGAGCAUAUAAAAGGAAGGAAGGAAAGACAUGAGAACAAUGAUAAGUACAGAGAUAGGGAAAAACAAGAAGGAAGUGUUCAAUCUUCAGAAAGAAAUCGAGACAGAAAGGAAAGUAGCCCAAAUUUUAGAGCAAAGGAUAGGUUGCUUGACCAGGAAAAAUCCAAUAAAAUGAAAAACUUGGAAAAGGAGAAAGAAAGGAACCAAGAGAACCCCUGUAGUUCUGAAACAUCACUGGGAGCAAAACACAGAAUCACAGAGAAAGAGAAAGAGAAAGGCAAAGAACAAGAGAGACCACCUGAGGCUGUGAGCAAAUUUGCAAAGCGGAGCAAUGAAGACACGGUAAUGUCAGCUAGAGACAGGUACUUGGCCAGGCAGAUGGCACGGGUUAAUGCAAAGACCUACAUUGAGAAGGAAGAUGAUUGAUAGUUGCUCCAAAAGAAAGAUGUGUGAAAGCACAGAAAAUUAUUACUCCUGGAACUUGCUGUGUGAAAGCAAAAAGGAGUGUGUUAACAGUGGUUUGGGAGGCUAUUUUUAAAUAUGAUUAUCAAACUUUACUUUUGGUUUAGAUUUCAACCAAAAGUCCUUUUACCUUGAAUAUUUGACUGAAUUUAUGUAAUAUUUACUUAGCAAUACAUCACAUUUUUUGUUUGUAUCCAAGCAACUUUAAUAGUGUGUGCUAAGUCCCUGUAGGUACUUAAUGAAGAAAAUGGGCUCUGCCAUCACCAUUAACGUUAGUUUUGUUUCAGGAGCUGUCGUGUUACUGAAUUUUAAAUUAAAAUAUGUGGCUUGAACAAUAAAAUAUUUAUUGUACUUAUAACCAUAUAAAUAUGUUCUGAAAUUUGUAUUAAUGGGCAAAAUGUACAUCACACAUCUUGUCUAAAAAACCUUUUAGCCCACAGCAUACUCGACUUGCGUAGCGUGCAGGAUAGUCUAAGGGGAGAUACUGGAGUCAGAGACCUGAUAAGAAACUGUUGAUCUCCCUCUCCCAGUAGUUCAGAGCCUUUCACAAAGCAGCUUGGGAGCUUCAGAUGGGAAAAGCUGUGGAUUACUUUUAUUAACCUGCUUGGUUUCACAUCGCUCAGGGAGAAACUGCAAACUGAGUUUUUAUUAUUUGUUUCCAUUUUGGAGUUACUAUGAAUAGUACCGGCAGGGACAUUCUUAUACUUGUCUUUUGCUGCAUACAUAUAUAUUUUUUUAAUUGGGUAAUUCCUAGGAAUGGAAUUGCUGAUUCAUAGGGUAUGCUUUAGUAAAAAAAAAAAUUUUUUUUUUUUUUUUUUUAAGUAGAUACCUACUAAUAAGUUUUCCAAAAUAGUUGUGUCAAGAUACACUGCUUCCAUCCAUGUUUGAGAAUUCCAGUUGCUCCAUGUUCUUGCUUACACUUGGUAUUUGUUAGUUUAAUCUUAGCCAUUCUGGUGGUUAUGGUGGUAUCUCAUGGUUUUUAUUUUGUGGUUUCUGAAGCCUGUCUCAUAUAUUUAGUAGCAUUUAGGUAUCUCCUUUUUGAAGAGUCUUUCAGUCUGCCCAUUUUUUCUCCAUGACCUGGAAGGGUUGUAUAUAUGUUAAGGAUAUGAGUUCUUUGUCUUUGCAAAUUAUGCUCUCCUACUAUGUGGCUUUUCUUUUUCACUGUCCUAAUGGUGUUUUUCAGUGAACAAAAAUCAGUAAUUUUUAUAAAGUUUAACUUAAUUAAGAUUACAUAAAAUUUAAAAUUCAUGUCCUCAGUCUGAUUAGACACAUUUCAAGUGUUCAGUGGCUACAUUUGGCCAGUGGCUACCAUAUUGGACAGUGCAGAUUUACAGAACAUUUCCAUCAUCAUGGAAAGCUCUACUGGACAGCCUUUCUAGAAGCAUUGUCUACUUUUCACAUUUAGCUCUACCAUACACCUGAAAUUAAUUUUUGUGUGUGGUGUGGGACAGGGAUUAAGAUCCUUUUUUUUUUUUUCUUUCUCAUGGAUAUCAAAGACUUGGCAUGGACGAAACUUCAAAUUAAAACCACAGUUACAUACGCGUCAGGUUGGCAAAAAAUGUCAACCUUAGAACACCAAGUGUUGAUGAGUUACGGAGCAGAAGGAAUUUAUACAUACUGCUUUGGUGGGUGAACCGGGACAGCCUCUUUGGAAAACUGACUGGCUUUACCACGUGAUGGUGAAGCUGCAGAUUUCCUGUAACUCAGGUGUUCUUCCACAGAUGCACCAGGAAUGCUCAUAGUAGUGCUUUUCAUCAAACUGGAAACAUCUUAAAUGUCCAUCAGUAGUAAAGAAUCUGGUAUAUAUAAAAUACAGGUAUGAAAUAUAUAGCUACAUACAAUGCUGUAGCUACAUACAACUUGAAUGAGUUAUGAGGAACAAAAAGUAAUUCAUAUCAUCUAUAUAAAAUUCAAAUGCAGGCAAAACUGAACUAUCUUGUAUAGAAAUAAUGGAUAGGUGGUGAAACUAAAGAAAAGGAAAGAAGUGAUUAUUACAGAAGUCAAGAUAACAUUCGUGAUAUGGGAGAGGCACACAGGCCGUCGAUGGUGAUGACUCAGUUGUUAACUAACACGUUUUACAUAUUCUGUAUGCAUAAUAUGUCUCAAAAUAAGCAUUUUUGUAAUUGUAACAUUUUUAAUAUAUGAAUAGAAGGGACUGUUCGACAUCCCGGUUAGACAUUCCUGCAGAAAGUAGCUACAUAGACUUGUUGAUUUGUUAAAUGACUUAUGCACAGGGCAGCAGUUCUUUGAGACUUUAGGACCAGUAUGAAUAAGGGGUUUAUUAAAUUUGUUGCUAAAUAUCAUGUUCUUUUAAACAUGAAGUCCAAAAUAAUAUACUUAGAAAUUUUGUGGGUUGGUAAACAUCUGUUCCUCUGACUAAAUUUUUAAUAGAAUAUAAAUAACUGAAAAUACCGUAAUUUCAUUUUCCCCUCCCCUUGUUUGCCCUUACUCAAAUCAAAUUCAUAGUGCUAUUUCAUGCUAAUUUGUGCCUUCUCAUAUACUGAUUGCUUUGCCUGAAAUGCCAUGUUCUUGCCUCACUCCUUAUUAAAACUGAGUCGCAGUGUCAUUGCCUCCAGAAAGCCUGUCCAAAUACCCCUCUUUGUUUUAGCAACCAACGCCUCUGUGCUGCUUUUGCAUCCUGUGCUUAAUACCAUCAUGGCAUUUAUGAUGAUAGUAUGUCAGUUACUUGAGGGCAAGAUUCUAUAGUGCUGGCAUGAAUGAACAUUUAGAGAAGUUUUUAUUUAAACUUUGUUUUAAUUUCACUGUAUAUGUGGUGGUGUAGGAAAUGCAUCCUUUUUUUCAUUUUUGUAUUUUGUGUAUAUAAAAUAUAAUCCUCGUUUUACACAAGUCCAUUAAUUCAGAUCUCAACAUUAACCAUCUUUUUCAUUUCACCUUUUGCAUUUUUUUAUUCAUAAAAACCGUGUAUGUAAAAAAAAAAAAAUGAAUACUGGUCACUGUUUUGAAUAUUUUCAGAAUUACUGGUUGGUGAUGUCCAAAACUGAGGCUGAGACCUCAAGGUGAAUCCUGUAAUUGAAGUCUUACACUUUAUGUUGUUGUUAUUAGGUGCCAUCGAGUCGGUUCCGACUCAUAGUGACCCUGUGCAUAACGAAACACUGCCCGGUCCUGAGCCGUCAAUCGUUGUUAUGCUUGAGCUCAUUGUUGCAGCCACUGUGUCAGUCCACCUUGUUGAGGGUCUUUCUCAUUUCCGCUGACCCUGUACUCUGCCAGCAUGAUGUCCUUCUCCAGGGACUGAUCCCUCUUGACAACAUGUCCAAAGUAUGUAAGACGCAGUCUCGCCAUCCUUGCUUCUAAGGAGCAUUCUGGUUGUACUUCUUCCAAGACAGAUUUGUUCGUUCUUCUGGCGGUCCAUGGUAUAUUCAGUAUUCUUUGCCAACACAAUUCAAAGGCCUCAGUUCUUCUUCAGUCUUACUCACUGUCCAGCUUUCACAUGCGUAUGUUGUGGUUGAAAAUACCAUGGCUUGCGUCAGGCGCACCUUAGUCUUCAAGGUGACGUCUUUGCUCUUCAACACUUUAAAGAGGUCCUUUGCAGCAGAUUUACCCAAUGCAAUGCGUCUUUUGAUUUCUUGACUGCUGCUUCCAUGGGUGUUAAUUGUGGAUCCAAGUAAAAUGAAAUCCUUGACAACUAAAGUCUUUUCUCCGUUUAUCAUGAUGUUGCUCAUUCAUCCAGUUGUGAGGAUUUUUGUUUUCUUUAUGUUGAGGUGCAAUCCAUACUGAAGGCUGUGGUCUUUGAUCUUCAUUAGUAAGUGCUUCAAGUCCUCUUCACUUUCAGCAAGCAAGGUUGUGUCACCUGCAUAACGCAGGUUGUUGAAUCUUCCUCCAAUCCUGAUGCCCUGUUCUUCAUAUAGUCCAGCUUCUCAGAUUAUUUGCUCAGCAUACAGAUUGAAUAGGUAUGGUGAAAGAAUACAACCGUGACACAUACCUUUUCCUGACUUUGAACCAGUCAGUAUCCCCUUGUUCUGUCCGAACAACUGCGUAAUAGUUGUUCUUACGCUUGAUCUUACGCUUAAUAGCGUUCUCCAACUCAGAAUAUUGGCAACAUUAGCAUUUAUUUUAAAUAGUAACAACAUGUGGAAAAGCAGCACCACCUAAGGUGAUCACUAGACCGUGGUAACAAUAACAAUCUGAGGGAACAGAUGUCUCUCAGAAAGCUUAAGAUCAGAUUCGAGGUACAGUAGUAUGUCUGGAGGUCACUGUGGUAUGACAUUUGAGCCUUGUUACUGGCCCAACUGUUGAUUUUCUUUCCUCUUGUCUCCUACCUUUUGUUUAUGUUGUUCUUGGGUGGGGAAUGCCCAGUUCUACGCCAAAACAUGUAGGGUUGCCAUGAGUUGGAAUUGGCCCUGGGCAACUUUUUUUUUUUUUUUUAAGUAACUUUCUCUAGGGACCCAAUACCUUUCUUAAACAACCAGUCUGUGUACAGUACAAGGAUUGGAUUUAGUGUGGUAAUGCUACCUUGCAGGAUGUUUGCUAACCAGUACAGGGCACACACACACACACAUACUGUAUCUGCUGCAGGUUCUAUUCCUAGUCCUCUUCCCCAUCACACCUUAAAAUGAAAUAGAAUGUACUUGCAGUUUAGAAAAAAAUCCAGCCUGAAGUUGAAUCACUCUGGAUUUCCCAGGCUUCUAUGAUGCUGAUUUUAAACAUACACAUACACAUGCAAAUAAACUUUGCCUGGAAUCAGAAAACCUAGGCUGGAUCUGUUCUGUAACUUUCCAUCUGUGUGAACCUGGGGAAAAUCAUUUAACCUGUCUGAGUCUCAGGCUCAUCUGCAAAACUGGGAAAAAUGUGUCACCCAGAGCUCUGGUGGUCAAAAGAGAUGAUAUAUGUGAAAGCACAUUAUAAACUAAAGCUCUGCACAAAUUUGUAAAGAAUUACAAUGAUUGGGUUUACUAAAAUGUAAUUUUUAAUUGGAAGAUGUUUUGAUGCUAAUAUUUGCAAAUGACAUGCAUUGGUGUAUUGGGACAUAUAAAUGCUUUGACAAUAUACAGUUAAGUUUUUAUUUUAACCGUAAGAGUUUGGACUUUUUUAAUGAGGACAAAUCUAUCAUGAUACUAAAAUUAUUACCGUAACAGCUCAGAGUAUAAGGCGUUUACUGAUACCUCACAAUCUAGCUUGAAGCACUUACAACAACUGCAUAAAUGAAUACAGAGAUAUGCAUCAGAAAGGGGAUCUUUUAAACAAAACUUUAAUUCUGCCACUAAAGUUUGAAAAAUUUUCGUGUUAAAAAAAAACCUGGAAAUUUUCAUAUUACCACAGUUGACAGAGGUGAAUACAGGGAAUAAAUUUACUAUCCUUAGCUGUAAGUGAUAUGAGGAAAAAAUAUAUAAUUCAAAAUUUAAAGCACCUCACUGAUGGGCCCAGCACACAAUAGAAGUAUCCUGGAAAGUUGUUUGUACGUCAGAUCUUUUUUAAAUGACAUUAGAAUAACUGAGUUCUUAUGUAAAGUCCUUAGUUUUAUAUUUUAAAAUAUGCUUUUAUAUCAAGUUUUAUUAAGGUAAGGUGGUGGUGGUGUGUGCCGUCGACUAGAUUCCAAAGGUAAGGGGCACUUCUUAGAGUUUGAACAAGAGUAAUCUUGCAAAAUAGUUUUUUUUUUUUUUUUUAGUAAAUGCUCUUGCUUAUGGUUUUUUAGCAUAAAGAUGGGACAAACACCCCUCCACAGCCAAUUAUUGUUUGGACUGUCACAGAUUACAAAUUGCUAGAAAUAAAUUGUCCAUUACGCUUGGAGUCUUCAAUUAUAAAACUAAAGCGUUGAUGUCGUUUAUUCUCUCCCCCUGUUGAUAAGAUUCAGCAGAUAUUAAAACAUUUUUCUGAUGAGGUACUCUACCAGUGCACACUGUUGCCAAAUUAGAGUUGGUCAGUGGAAGAAUUUGGCAUGGAUUUUGUGAUGUGUUGGUAAGAUAAAUACCACUUGGCACUCUAAUUGAAUAAUUUUCAAGAAAAGAGCUCUUCUGUUGAAAAGGUGAGCUUUUUUGAAACACUUUAUGUAGAAACAAUACUGAAUGGAUUCCAAAAAUAUGGAAAAAAAAAAAAAAACGUUGCCA